AUGGGCAGCACGCACCUCCACUACCAGUCUGAGUUUAACAACUCUGCUGAGGUUGCAUCUGUAGGGCCAAAGACCGGCCCGGAGGCACAGCGGCAGGUGAACUUGUCAACAAGUCAGCCCUGGACGCAAGUCCCUGCCAGGGGAAACCUGGGGGUCCUGGGGCCUGAGCCGCCGGGGAGCUGCGGCGCGGUUCAGCGCGGCGUGGGUGGGUGGGGUGGGUGCGGGUGCUCCCCGCGCCGGGGCCAGAGGUGGGGCCGGAGCCGGGACUCGCCCUCCCGCUCCCCCGGGGCUGACGCACGCUCUCAUGGCGCGCGCAUCCUCCAGACCUGCCCAGGCCGGAGGGAGGCGGGGGAGGGGAAGCCGACGCAGUUCCCGCACGGGGGGAAAGGGGCCGCCGAAGGCGACCUGCCUGUCACCCGCCGCCGCCGCGGGGGACACGCGAGGCAGCCCUGGAUGGCGGCCCCGACCGCCGGGCGUCCCCUGCUGCAGCCCGCAGCCCGCCCGGCGCGCCCCCGCCCCGGCCCCGGAGGGCAGGUACCUCGGAGCCCCGGCCCCCGGGAACCUCGCGGCCGCGGUCGGAGCGUCCCUGCGGCUCCCUCACCCGACGUCAGCGUCCGCAGAAGGCCAGGGAAGGGGGCGGGGGAGCGCAGGAGCCGGCCCUUCCUGCGGCGGCCGCCGGCAGCCGGAAUCGCAGCCGGAGCAGUCGGUGCGCGCCGCAGCGCAGCGCAGCGCAGCGGCCGGGGGGAGCCGGCGGCCGCGCCUCUGCCGCCCUCCCGCCGCCGCCUCCUUCCCCGGGACCCCUCCCAGCGGGGCCGCAGCACCUGUGAGGCCGGAGGAAGCGGGGCGAAGGCCUCACCUGGCCUGAAGCGGGCCCGGGGACGAGGAGAGUGGGUUUCCCUCUCUCGGCUCCCUGGGGCCUUCCCUGGACCCCCAUUUCCUGGGGUAUCCCCGCUCCGUUCAUUCACGCAGGGUGACCCCGCCCCCGCUCUCCCGCAGGUGUUCCACGUGUCCAUAGCAUUUGCGUCACAAUGACCUGGCCACAGGUGGGAGCUGUAGCAAACGCCCCAGCUUUCCCCGGUGCCUGCCUGGUGCGUGGGUCUUGCUUACAUGUUAAGACUGCUGUGGCUUUAAGGGACAGAUGACUUCGUGGCUACAGUGCUAAGGAACGGAACAGCAUUUGUCACCGGGAAAGAACCAACCCCUUUUUUUUCCUGGACUACCUGCAGUGCACGGACCACGGGAGCAAACGGCUAGGUGCCUCCUAAUACUACCUGAGCUGAUGAACACACUGCCCAGAGUGCCAUCAGGAGACUGCCGAACGCUGGGGUUUAAAGCCAAGGUUGUCUGAACCAGAGACACUUAGCUUAAUCUCCAGGCAGAAACUGGUGUCUGGCCAGAGUGAUGGAGAAAAAGAAUUGAGGGAGAAUACAUUGACAUUCUUAUAGACAGAAACAACGAAAUCCAGUCAUUUGCAACAAAAUGGAGGAAUCUGGAACACAUCAUGCUGAGUGAAGUAAGCCAGUCCCAAAGGGAUAAAUACCAUAUGUUCUCCCUGAUCGGUGACGACUGACUGAACACCAAAAAGGAAACCUGUUGAAGUGGAAUGGACACUAUGGGAAAUGGUGACUUGAUCAGCAUAGCCCUGACUGUUAAUGAACAACUUAAUACAUUAUCCCUCUUAGUAGUUUUUUUGCCUGUUCUACUUAAUAUGACUGGUUUAAUUCUGUAAUUAAUACACAGUUAUUCUUAAGUGUUGAAAUUUAACUGAAAUGUGAUCCCUGUUAAACAUAAGAGUAGGAAUAAGAGAGGGAAGAGAUGUAUAAUUUGGGACAUGCUCAAGCUGACUUGCCCCAAAUGGUAGAGUUAGAAACAUACCAGGGGACUCCAAUUUAAUCCCAUCAAGGUGGCAUGUACCAAUGCCAUCUCACUAGUCCAAGUGAUCAAUUUCAGUUCACAAUUGAUCAUAAUGAAAGGACUAAGAGUCAAAGGGAGCACAUAAGCAAGUCUAGUACCUGCUAACACUAACCGAUAGAAUAAAUAAAGGGGAGAGUGAUCCAACAUGGGAAGUGAGAUACUCAGCAGACUCAUAGAAUGGCAGAUGUCCUAAAUAGCACUCUGGCCUCAGAAUCAGCCCUAAAGGCAUUCGGAUCUGGCUGAAAAGCCCAUGAGAGUAUUUCAGGCAUGGAAAGCCAAGACACUCUGGCAAAAGAUCUCUGUGAGUGAGAUCUCAGUGGAAAAAAACAGGUCUUCAAAGAAGGAGGUACCUUUCUCUGAAGGGAGGAGAGAACCUCCACUUUGACUAUGACCUUGUCUAAACAAGAUAAGAGUCGGAGAACUCAAGGGGCUUCCAUAGCCUUGGAAACUCAUGACUGGAGCAUAGGGGGAUUGCUGAUGCCAUAGACAGGAGUAUCAAUUGGUAAAGUCAACAACAGGAGUCACUGUGCACUUACUCCUCAUGUAGGAUCUCUGUCCUUAAUGUGCUGUGCAUUGAGAUUUAAUGCUAUAACGAGUACUCAAACAAUAUAUUUCACUUAGUGUUUUUAUGGGGGUGCAAACUGUUGAAAUCUUUACUUAAUGCAUACUAAACUGAUCCUCUGUAAAAAAAAAAAAAAAAAAAAAGAAAUUAUCAAUUCCCAACUUGA
Oryctolagus cuniculus (rabbit) is the source of this 2642-nucleotide messenger RNA. The record is from RefSeq and is a predicted model, not a curated record. Lineage: Eukaryota; Metazoa; Chordata; Mammalia; Lagomorpha; Leporidae.